CUUCCCUGUCUUAUCUGAUGAGGCCCCUAGGGUGGGAGCAGGUUGUGAGGCUCACCCCAAAGCCGAACCUCUCUAUCCAAAAGGACGGUGGGGAGGCCUCUAGGCCACCGCCAUGUGACAGUUGAGGGCCGCAGCUUGCAGAAAGCAGAAGUGAGCUCACUGCCCUGUACUCCAGGAAAUCAGUCUGGCUGUGCUGUGACCCAGCUCCUCUGCUACCAUGAACAGGGCCCCUCUGAAGCGCUCCAGGAUCCUGCACAUGGCACUGAUGGGGGCUCCCGACCCCUCCGGCGAAGCAGAGGCCAGCGAGGGGAAGCCCUUUCUGCUCCGGGCACUGCAGAUCACACUGGUGGUCUUUCUCUACUGGGUCACCUCCAUCUCCAUGGUGUUUCUCAACAAGUACCUGCUGGACAGCCCCUCCCUGCAGCUGGACACUCCUAUCUUUGUCACCUUCUACCAAUGCCUGGUGACCACACUGCUGUGCAAGGGCCUCAGUGCACUGGCCACCUGCUGUCCUGGUGUGCUGGAAUUCCCCACCCUGCGCCUGGAUCUCAGGGUGGCCCGAAGUGUCCUGCCCCUGUCAGUGAUCUUUAUCAGCAUGAUUACCUUCAAUAAUCUCUGCCUGAAGUACGUUGGUGUGGCUUUCUACAACGUGGGCCGCUCCCUCACCACUGUCUUCAAUGUGCUGCUCUCCUACCUGCUGCUCAAGCAGACCACCUCCUUCUAUGCCUUGCUCACCUGCGGCAUCAUCAUUGGUGGCUUCUGGCUUGGUGUGGACCAGGAGGGGGCUGAGGGCACCCUGUCCUGGACCGGCACCCUCUUUGGUGUGCUAGCCAGCCUCUGCGUCUCCCUCAACGCCAUCUACACCAAGAAGGUGCUCCCAGCGGUGGACGGCAGCAUCUGGCGCCUGACAUUCUACAACAAUGUCAAUGCUUGCGUCCUCUUCCUGCCCCUGCUCCUGCUUCUGGGGGAGCUUCAGAUCCUCUUCGACUUUGCCCAGCUGAACAGUGCCCACUUCUGGGGCAUGAUGACACUGGGAGGCUUGUUUGGCUUUGCCAUCGGCUACGUGACAGGACUGCAGAUCAAGUUCACCAGCCCCCUGACCCACAAUGUGUCGGGCACAGCCAAGGCCUGCGCCCAGACGGUGCUGGCUGUCCUCUACUACGAGGAGACCAAGAGCUUCCUCUGGUGGACGAGUAACAUGAUGGUGCUAGGGGGCUCCUCUGCCUACACCUGGGUCCGCGGCUGGGAGAUGAAGAAGGUGCAGGAGGAGCCCGGCCCCAAGGAGGAUGAGAAGAGCAGCAUGGGGGUGUGAGCUGCGGGGACCUCGGGAUGGCCCAGCCCAGGACACUGCCCAAGAAUGCAGUGAAGGCCUCUCUUACCCAGAGAGAGUGGCCUGGAGGGGAUAUGUUUGCAGACUGAUCAGAAUCUGGUGGUUGAAAUGGAACCGGCGUUUUCAAGUAAUGUCAGAAAGUUGCCGAUCCUGUCUCGACACCCUUUCCUGUUUGGGAGGUUUUGUCCUCCCCUAGGAAGAAGGGACCAACAUGGGAAGAGCACACUAGCCCUUGGGGAGUAGGAAAGUGGUACACCCCUUCCUGUCCCCGUCCCAGGGCCUUUUACCUCCACAUGGCCUUUGGGGUUGAGGACAGGCCACACCCUUUAAGGAACAGUAUAGCAAAGCCAUCAAGUCUUCACCUGUACUCAGGGAGAUGGGGGUGUGACCCCACCACAAGCCAACUGAAAGGGUCUGGGAGCCCCAAGCACCAUAUCUCGAUCCCAGGCGGGCAGUGCAGCUUUGGCCCCACAACCAGCUUCCUUUGGAGGAAAGUGGGGGCUGGGCUGAGAGAGGAAAUGGACCAGUGUUCCCUCUUCUCUGCAGAGAGACCACCAGGCCCAUGGGAAAGGCAAGGGUCAGUUGUUCCCAUGCCUGGCCCUGGAACUCCCAGGGGCCACUGGGAAUGGGGUACAUCAUGGGAAAGCACCCUUCCCCCACUAUCUGCACCCCAUGUUUCCAGCUCUUGAACAUGGGGAACCAAACAGCUUUUACAGGUGAAGCAGGGUCACUAGCACCCACCCCAGUCCCUGGCACCGGUUUUACCUGCCUCGCUGUCUCCUGGCACCUGGCACGG
Molossus molossus (Pallas's mastiff bat) is the source of this 2126-nucleotide messenger RNA. It is a transcript of the gene SLC35C1, whose product is annotated as solute carrier family 35 member C1. The record is from RefSeq and is a predicted model, not a curated record. Gene Ontology annotation, biological process: GDP-fucose import into Golgi lumen; protein O-linked glycosylation via fucose. The transcript is spliced from 2 exons. Gene Ontology annotation, cellular component: Golgi apparatus. NCBI's taxonomy places the organism in Eukaryota, Metazoa, Chordata, Mammalia, Chiroptera, Molossidae. Gene Ontology annotation, molecular function: antiporter activity. Bases 218 to 1312 code for a protein of 364 amino acids.